GGAAGAAGAAAGCCGUUGCUAGCGUCAGAAGACGUUUACUGUUUUAUUGUUAUUCGCUCAUUUCCUGUCAUUUAAAUAUUAAGACGCCCAGAAGCGUGUUAUUCGUCGUAUUAGUUAUCGUCGUCGUCAUAGCGCAAACGUCAGCGGUGCAGAACAGCAUGGAGCCCAUAAAGCAGUCAGGCCCAGAAUCAUGCUCGCCAGAUAUCAACCCUGUGUUCCUGCAGCAGCUCAGAGAGCUGGACAUUCCUGAGGAUGCAGCCAGACAGGCACUUCUGCACACACGGAACGUAUCUGCUGAGGAGGCCGCCAUGUACUACUUCAACAAGCUGGAGAAUGAGGAGGAGGGAGACGAUGGCCGAAUGUUUAAGAUGGUGUUCGUGGUGAAUAUGGAACUUGGAAUGGGUGUGGGAAAGGUGGCAGCCCAAGUCGGGCACGCUGCUGUGGGAUUGUACCAAGCUCUGCAGGAGAACAACAGCUGGAGGGAGAUGGCCUGGAAGUGGGACCGGACCGGAGCAAAGAAGGUUGUGGUCCAGGGCACCAAUGUGGCUCAUCUACUGGAGCUGCAGGCUUUGGCUAUGAGCCUGAGCCUGCCCACUUACCUGGUCCAGGAUGCAGGUCUUACCCAGGUGGAGGAGGGCUCCCGCACUGUCUUGGCCGUCAUGGGUGAGGAGGAGACUGUGAACAGUGUCACUGGGAGUCUGAAGCUGCUUUAAUGCAGAGGGCCAUGCAGUGCUACAGUGCAGGCAGCAGGGCGCAGUGUUUCCCAGCAGCAUGGAGAAGCUUCUCACGCAAGAGUGGAGCCUGUUUUUGAAAAGAGGGAAAACAGCAGAAAACACACUAAGCCAUUUGUUUUCCUUUCAUUUUCUUCUCAGCAGGAGGGGAACCAGAAUUCAUUUCUCACAAGGGGGGCAAAUAGAUUUUAUCCCCUCCCCUUCCUGGUGACCUUUUGUCUAUUCCAAACAACCCAUCUACUUUGAAGGAAGUCAGACAUUGGAGUUCUUAAAGUUUAAAAUCCACAUUAUUGUUUUGCUUAUUCAAGGUAAUAUCUAGACGAUUAUGUAAUUAGAGCUACACCUGUACUUGGAUGUAAUAGCCCAAUGUCAUGUAGCUCAUUUCGAAUGAAAGAAAACUAGUGAAGGGUAAGUGAACAUAUGACAACAAUCUUUUGUGUAUGUGUUUAAAUUAUUUUGUGUGGGGAACUCGAACAUGACAAGUGGAGUUACAUUUGUGGUGCAUAUAAACAUCAAGCACUUGCAGCUCGCUAUUGAAUCAUCUAUAACAAUUCAGCAUUCUCAAGUGCAAUGUUGUGCAACAGCUCCAUUUAAUAAAGUGAACAAAUGUAUUUUAAGUCGUAACCUGAUGUAUUGAAAGCUUCCUGCAACUGUUCUCCAAAGAUUUUGUCCAAUAAAAAAAGAUACUUUGAUAAAUUGCUAUAUUUUGAGUAUGUAUGCCUCUUAUAGGAUUAUAUACUGUAGAAUCUGUGGUGUGCCAUCCAUUUACUGGUUUGUUUUCUGAAAUAAUGAGACCUGAUUCUGAUUGAACGGUCAGAUGUUUUGUGGAGGUGAAAUGUUCAAUUAGUGAAGACCUUUGUUGACCCCAGCGUGUUCUCCUGAUUAUAGCAAAUGGUUUUACCAUCAUGAGUUUGAUAUAAAACACAAAUGUUUGGCAGUGUAAUUGUCUGACACAAAUAUUCAACUCCAUAAACAGAAAUAUUUUUACGAAUGGGGGGAAAAAUGGGCACGGGCUGGCAAACUCACAGUAACCUGACUGUAGUAUAAAUAAAAAAAAAUGGCUGUUAUGCAUGCAUGUAUCUUUAAAGAAGCUAUGGCGAUUUUAACAUAUCACAUUUUAAAAUACCCACUGUGUAUUGUCAGAUUCUGGAAACGAUUAAAAUGCCUUUAAAUGAAAUAU
Messenger RNA from Thalassophryne amazonica, 1911 nucleotides. Its product is annotated as UBA_like_SF and PTH2 domain-containing protein. Lineage: Eukaryota; Metazoa; Chordata; Actinopteri; Batrachoidiformes; Batrachoididae. The transcript has 7 exons. Gene Ontology annotation, molecular function: protein binding; peptidyl-tRNA hydrolase activity. Gene Ontology annotation, cellular component: mitochondrion; cytosol. The record is from RefSeq and is a predicted model, not a curated record. Bases 159 to 713 code for a protein of 184 amino acids.